Messenger RNA from Adineta steineri, 1085 nucleotides. NCBI's taxonomy places the organism in Eukaryota, Metazoa, Rotifera, Eurotatoria, Adinetida, Adinetidae. The record is from the annotation of a GenBank genome assembly.
UCAAUUAUGGAAACAUUUAUUAAAUAAAAAAGAUAGUAAACAAGAACAAAUUAUUGAUUGGUUUGUUGAUUUUAUUAUGAUAGAAAGAAAAAAAAAGAAUAUGAUUUUAUUAUCAAAUGAUAAUGAUGAAAUUGUUAUGGAGAAAAUCAAUUUAUUAAAAACGAAAAAGAAACUUUUAACGAAAGAUAAAAUAACUGAACAAGGUUUACACAUUAUUCAAAUGUUUAUUCAAAAUACUUUAUCAAAAAUUGAUGAUAUACAAACUUUGACAUCUGGACAACUUUGGAGAGCAUUAAUUCUUCAUAAUUCAUUAUCCGAUAAAGAUACAAAUGAAGGUAAACUUACAGUUGGACAUGUAGCUAAAAUUUCACAACUUAUGGAAAAUUGUUUAUCAUCAUCAUCAAUAAUUGCGUUAACAAUUAUUGAAUUCAUAUCACAUGAUAUUACGUUUACAACAUCAUUUUGGUAUACAAUUCUUAAAGGAAAUUCUCAUUCAGAACUCUAUCUUCUUACUAUACGUAUUUCAUUUCUAUUAAAAUCUCCAACAAAUGAUUAUUCAGAUAAAUUUAUUGAAUUAUUAAAAACAAAUUUAUCAUCAUUUAAUUCAAAUAUACGUUUAUUAACACUUCGUAUACUUUCUUCAUUUAUUGAGGAUAAAAAUGAAAAAAAUAAUGUUAUAUUAACUUGUCUUUUAUGCGAAGAAUGUCCAUUAAAUGUUUAUGAAUUUCGUGCAAAAAUAAUUCAUUUACAAAAAUUAUCUGUUGAAUUUAUUUUAUUAAAUAAUAAUACAUCAUCAUUUCAUUUAGCUAUGUAUUAUCUUCUUGGUAUACUUUGUUCAAAUUUUACACCAUUAUGGUCAAUAUGUACUGAAUUACUUGGUUCAUAUGGUAAUAAAGCUAUUGAAUAUAUUGGCCAUACAUAUUUUUGGUCAAUACUUAAUGAAAAAUUUCAAUUAGUAAAUCAACAUAAUGAUAUAGAAAUUGUUGAAUCAAUCGAUGAUGAAUUAAUAAAUGAAUAUCUUGAAAAUGAAGUAAAAAGAGAAUAUGAAGUAAAUGAUCAAUCAAUUGAUUAUAUACAAUAUCGUA